Coniosporium apollinis CBS 100218 is the source of this 3561-nucleotide messenger RNA. RefSeq lists its product as uncharacterized. The coding region runs from base 1 to 3561 and encodes 1186 amino acids. The record is from RefSeq and is a predicted model, not a curated record. NCBI's taxonomy places the organism in Eukaryota, Fungi, Ascomycota, Dothideomycetes. Gene Ontology annotation, molecular function: beta-tubulin binding; GTPase activator activity. Gene Ontology annotation, biological process: tubulin complex assembly; microtubule cytoskeleton organization; post-chaperonin tubulin folding pathway. The transcript has 4 exons.
AUGGACGCCCCCGAAGACGACGACCUGAGGCUUCAGCGGGCAUCUGUCAGCUUCUACUCGCUGUCUCUUGCUCGCAUCCUCUGGAAGCCUCCAUCAAGAAGCAACAAGCAGCGUGUCCACCGCAGCGUCAAGGCUCAGGAACUUGACCAGGUCAUCCUUCUGAUCGAACCUUUCCAGGAAGACCCGCAAUUACUAGAUGCCCACCUGAAGCACAUCGUUCCUCCGCUGGUGGAUGCCUAUCUCCAAUAUCUGCAAGCACCUCCAAAGACUUCGACAAUUGCCAGAACCGUCCCCUUGUCAAGUGCCAUCUCUCGCAUCUUGUAUACGCUUUGCAAGGUCAGGGGCGAAAAGAUCAUUACAGGCUUCCUUAACAAUGAGCCACGCUACCUGGAACUCAUCUUGACUAGAUUGGAGCAAGGUAUCGAUGGCACUCAGGUUGGUGUGGUACCAAACGAGCAUGAUGGCAUGCCUUGGGAAGAGCGAUACAUCCUCCUGCUAUGGCUUUCACAUUUGAUGCUGACGCCGUUCGACCUUGCCUCAAUAUCAUCCAAGCAUUUGACGGAUGCUAUCACAAACAUCCAGGACCUGGAUGUGCCUCCCAACUUGCCGGCAAUAGCUAGUCGCCUUAUGCCAUCAUGCAUCCAGCAACUAAAAUCCGCGACUCGAGAGCGUGACGCCGCAGCGCUCGCACUUGUCAGAUUAUGCAUCAGGCCGGACAUGCGUAAGCUCGGCCUCCUCAACGCUGCUGUUCAGUGGGCUUUGUCCUGGCUUGAUCCAAAGUGUACCAAGCAGCGAGAUAUCCAUCAGAUGCACGGCGUAUUGUCCUUCAUCAGUAAGCUUGUCGCUUCAGCAACGUAUGAAGAGCUAGGACACUUGCUUCGCGAUAUCUACGACUCUUGUCAACACGUCCUCACACACAAUUCACUCUCGUUUGUCAAGUCUUCCGCAGUGGCGAGAAAGCUUAUCAUCAAGACCACCCGCAAUAUUGUUGUCCACUACAUUCAGUCACUCGAUAUUGUGCAAUCUCCUGAUAUAUCCACACUGUUCGAAGAAGUCAUUGAUUUCCUACUUGAGGCUGUUGCGGAUGGCGACACGCCAGUCCGCUUCGCUGCCAGCAAAGCGUUGAGUAUAGUCGCAAUGAAGCUUGAAUCCAACAUGCGCACAGAAGUCAUCGACGCCAUUCUAAGCUAUCUAAAUGUUGAUGUGCUCUGGGAAGGUACCACAAGAAACCUCGCCAUGGUAAACCCACUACGGUGGCACGGCUUGACCCUAGCUCUAUCACACCUCUUGUACAGGAAGGCGCCGCCGGCUGAGCAGCUUCCGGAUGUUCUGAACGCACUAAUGCUUGCCCUUACCUUCGAGCAACGCGCUGCGACUGGCGGAUCUAUAGGGUCGAAUGUGCGAGAUGCAGCGUGCUUCGGCAUCUGGGCAAUCUCACGACGAUACACCACAGCUGAGCUUCUUGGGGUGAACACAACCUCGAUACGCGCAGCACAAGCCUUUGAUCAUCGGCUCUCAGUGCCGCAAAUCCUUGCGAUUGAGCUCUUACAAACGUCGUGUCUCGACCCUGCAGGAAACAUCCGCCGCGGGUCUUCGGCAGCUCUCCAAGAGCUCAUUGGCCGCCAUCCCGAUAUUGUAGUGGAAGGUAUACCGCUUGUUCAGAUUGUAGACUAUCACGCCGUUGGCCCAAGAGACCGCGCUAUGACCGAGGUUGCUGUUAAGGCGGCUCAGCUGGACAAUGCGUACUGGCAAGCACUCUUCAACGGCUUGCUGGGCUGGAGGGGGGUGGCCGCACUGGACACCCCUUCUCGACUCUCCGCCGCGAAUGCGAUCGGACGGCUGAGCAUUACGCAGCCCUUCGCUGAGGUCAGAUCCAUGAUACAACGCAUCUCAAAACAUCUGGCCGAACUGGGCCGCAACGACGUUGAAGAGCGGCAUGGGCUUCUCAUGGCGUUAGCCUCGGUGCUUCACGGUUGCGUAACACAGAUCGACUUCAGGUAUGCGGAGCAAACCCAGUUACCCAACAGGACGCUGGGCGACAUAGAAGUACUCGAUGGCCUGUGGUCUCUCCUGCAAUCCUACGUCAAGAACGGGCAGGGCGGCACUCUCCCUAUGAAGUUGGAAGAGCGGGAUUUUAAAUCAGCCGCGUUGCGUCCUGAACUCACCGCAGUAGCCAUAUGCUCGCUUCUCUCCGCACUGGCUCUUACGACCCUCCGGCUUUGGCACAUGUACGGAGGCAUACAGGAUUUUCCUCAUGGCGAGACAGUCAUCACACUCUUGACUUUUUGCCUUACUCGGACCGAAGACUCUGUUCUCCAAGCGCUUCCUUCGGCUGUGGGCAGGAUAUCCCACCUACUGUCGCUUGAGGAGCUGCUGCCACUUAACCAGACUUGGCUGACAUCACUCAUCAAUUCCCGCAGCCCUCGUAAUUCUGGAUAUGCUCUGGCUUUAGGGGCCAUGUACGGAGACCUCGAACCCGAAAGUACCGAAGCAGCUCAGAUCAUCGAAGUCUUGACAUCGCGCUGCACUCCAGCUGUCGAAGUUGAAACAAGGGUGACAGCACUCCAGAGCCUGCGUCUUUUGAUCCCCUCUGUGGCUAAGCAUUCACUACACCAAGGUGUCGACGAUCUAGAAGAUAUCAAGGCCGCUAUCUCCACAGCGCUCAAUGACUACACAAUCAAUGAGCGCGGGGACAUAGGUUCACUCGUCCGCCUCGAAGCCCUGAAUGCUGUAUCGGCUGCCGCUGAGCACGGUUUCUUCGACGCCGACGCAGAUGAGCGGAACAGCACAAUCGCCGCAGACGUAAUCCGUCUCUCGCUCGAAAAGCUUGACAAAGUCCGCGGCCCGGCUGCAAAAUGCUUGCGAACCCUCCGAGGUGACAAGCUUAAGGACCUCAAAAAGUUGAUGUGGGACGAAGAACAAGGCGUAUCGUCUUACGCAUACUUCGCUUCAGCCCUCAAUACUCUGCGGCGUCCAACACCAACAUGGAUUAUGCACGCCAUACUGGAAGGCUACAUUAGCUCUGCGGGAAUGGGCUCGGAGUCAGUGCUUCGAGCUUCAAGGCUCGCAUUGGUAGACCUGGUGGAGGAACUUUUUAUGCAGACAGAAGAGUCUGUUGCCCCGGUGCUGGACAUCUGCAACGCCGUGGUGGAAAUCUUCAAGGAGAACAUGGCUGUCGACAGAGUGAUUCUUCCGUUGAUGGAAGUCCUGGCGUUUCUGUUCGACAUGCAGAUCCUGCAGAGGCUGGGCUCCACAUUCAAAUGUCGGAACCUGCUCUCUCUGGUGCAGAAGGCACACUUCAAGUCUCAAAACAUGGUCAAGCUUUCCGUCGCGCUUGACCUCUAUCGUGGUCUCGCUGAUUUCGAUGUUACGAGGGCUGAUGUGAUCGCUAAGUUGAUGAGCAUGCUGCUGCACCCGUUCCCAAAGAUUCGUAUCGCUGCAGCUGAGACGUUGCAUACAGUCACGUUGGACGAUAGUCUGAAGCAUCAUGACUGGUCCGCCUCGCCCAGAGCUCUGAAACAAGUAGUUGAACAUCUAAAGGCAAGAUACAUGCAGUCCUAG